Messenger RNA from Heterostelium album PN500, 1350 nucleotides. RefSeq lists its product as uncharacterized. Gene Ontology annotation, cellular component: nucleus; mitochondrial inner membrane. The record is from RefSeq and is a predicted model, not a curated record. NCBI's taxonomy places the organism in Eukaryota, Evosea, Eumycetozoa, Acytosteliales, Acytosteliaceae. Bases 1 to 1350 code for a protein of 449 amino acids. The transcript has a single exon. Gene Ontology annotation, molecular function: metal ion binding; single-stranded DNA endonuclease activity; nucleic acid binding. Gene Ontology annotation, biological process: apoptotic DNA fragmentation.
AUGUCAAGAUUAUUUAAUUAUAAUAAUUUAUAUAGAGCGUUGUUGAUUGUACCCACUGGUUUAUUGGUGGGUGCAUCAGUUGUACAAUAUAGGUCGGCUGAAGAGAAGAUUGAUCAGCUAAAGAAAAUCAACCAUCUAAUUGCAAUUGAAGAACAACAUCAACAGCAUCAUCUAACUGUGAUAGAGGAUGCCAAAACACGACAGAAUGAUAUAGAGAAGAUUGCAAAGCUUUUAGGUUACAUGCGUGAAGUACUACCUAAUAACAUGGACAUUGAACAAGCACAGCUACCGAAUCAACAGUUUGGAACAUCACUACCGGUCACAGAGAAACACUGGAUAUUGAUGAAGAAUGGCUUGCCAAGUAGUAGUAAUCUUUGGUUCUACGAUCAAUUCAUCGUAUCGCACGACCUCGAGAGAAAGAUACCUUCUUGGGUGAUUCAGCGUAUCGAUGGAUUCUCCACUUACAAUCCGUCAGACGCCGACAAACUCUCUGAUAGAAAAUCAUCUUAUUUCACUGGAAAUCAUCCGUUUGUCGAUGGCCUAAUGCGUGCUGACAACAAAGAUUAUCUUGGUAGUGGUUGGUCGCGUGGACAUUUGGUGCCGGCAUCGGACAUGGCGCGUUAUCCUCAGCAAUCGAUGAACCAGACAUUCCUGUUGAACUCAAACAUCGUACCACAGAACAUGCAGAACAACGGUAACUUUUGGUAUCGACUUGAGUGCUAUUGUAAAUCAACACUUCCAAAGCAAUUCGAUGGUGUCACUGUUGUAUCGGGUCCGUUGUUUAAGCCAAACUUGAUCGAACAAAUCGAAAUCGAUCCAAAUGCCAAACCCUCAAGAUUCCCAAAGAAAACUCAGAGGAAAUAUAUAAAACACGAAGUGAUUGGUGAGAACAAUGUUGCUGUGCCUACUCAUUUGUUCAAGGUGAUCAUGGUGGAGCGAAAGGAUAUGCCAGAGGUGAUGGUAGGUGCUUUCGUCAUACCGAAUGAACCGAUUGGCCCGGAUGCAGUUCUCACAGACUAUGAAGUGCCAGUGGAGACACUGGAGCGAGAGACAGGCUUGAAGUUCUUCACACGACUCCAACAGAAAACACUGAACCUCUGUGAAUAUACCGAUUGUAAAAUGAUGACUGAACGUGAUUUGGAUAUAUGGAACAUACCACGACGUAUUGGAUGGAGUAAAAACAAAAGAGAACUAGAUAGAGUAAUAGAGGACGCAAAAUCAAAGAAUAUAGAUAUAGAAACAACCAACAUAAUUAAAGCGUACAACGAUAAAAUAAAAGAAUUAGAUCAACAACAACAACAACAACAAACAAUUUCAUCACCAACAUCAACACCAUCUACACAAUCAUAG